ACAUCCACUAUGCACAAAAAAGUGUUUAAGCUAUUUUUGAUCAAUAAAUAUCCACUGUCCUUCAAGUACAUAUUGCAGCUUGAUUGUCUGGAUAAUUUGCUAUUGUUGGGUCACUACUAUGAGCGUGAUGAUCUGUCAGGAAUGCAAUUGAGUGGAAACAAGGUGAGAAAGCUGGAGUUUUUGUUGGCAGAUGCGGUGGCACAGGGGGCUGACUGCAUAGUGACUAUAGGUGUCAUACAAAGUAAUCAUUGUCGUGCGACUGCUGUCGCUGCCAAGUACUUAAAUCUUGACUGUUAUCUCAUUUUACGCACUUCAAAGUUACUUGUGGAUAAUGAUCCUGGAUUCACAGGAAACCUCCUUAUUGACCGUUUAGUUGGAGCACAUAUCGAUCUUGUUUCAAAAGAAGACUAUGCAAAUAUUGGCAGUGAGGUUCUUACCAAAUUAUUGAAAGAAAAGUUGUUAAAUGAAGGGAGAAAGCCGUACGUCAUCCCUGAAGGUGGAUCCAAUUCUCUAGGAACCUGGGGCUAUAUUGAGGCAAUCAGGGAAGUUGAGCAACAACUUCAGCACUCUAACAGUGAAUUGAAAUUCGAUGAUAUUGUUGUAGCUUGUGGCAGUGGGGGCACGGUUGCUGGUUUGUCAGUUGCAUCCAGGCUCAGUGGCUUGAAAGCAAAAAUUCAUGCAUUCUGUGUUUGUGACGAUCCAGAUUAUUUUUAUGAACAUCUUCCAGGCCUACAUGAUGGAAUUAAUGCAGGGGUUAGCUCCCGUGAUAUUGUUAGCAUCGAAAAUGCGAGAGGUCUCGGGUAUGCUAUGAGCACCGCUGAUGAGCUUAUAUUUUUGAAGCAAGUUGCUGAAGCCACAGGUGUUAUUCUUGACCCUGUUUACAGCGGUAAAGCAGCUUAUGAAAUGAUGAAUGACAUGCGCGAGAAUCCAAGGAAAUGGGAGGGAAGAAAGAUUCUCUUCAUACACACAGGUGGGCUACUAGGUGUGUAUGACAAAGGUGAUGAAAUAGCCUCAUUCCUGGGAAAAUAUCGUAAAAUGGAUAUCCAUGAAUCUGUCCCUAGACAAGAAGGCAUCGGAAAAAUGGUUUGAAAUUGCCAACAAAGGUGAUAACAAUUGUGUUGUUAUUUACGUGUACGGGAAUUAAGAUUCGAAUUCCAGCAUUUCUAGAUUUUAAAUGAAUAAAGGAUCAGCUGCUUUAUAUGCCACUUCUAAAACUAGUAAAAUUAAUGAGAAUAUGUGAUUUCUUCUUGCUAUCCCACGCCUUUAGCGAGACCGUCUUGUAGUGGGGUUUCUACCGGCCGGGGAGUUUUCGUUUUUAAACUAAUCAUGUUAUUCAAAUCAACAUGUGUGUACCUCGUCUAUUA
Solanum dulcamara is the source of this 1364-nucleotide messenger RNA. RefSeq names its product putative D-cysteine desulfhydrase 1, mitochondrial. NCBI's taxonomy places the organism in Eukaryota, Viridiplantae, Streptophyta, Magnoliopsida, Solanales, Solanaceae. Bases 10 to 1089 code for a protein of 359 amino acids. The record is from RefSeq and is a predicted model, not a curated record. Gene Ontology annotation, molecular function: D-cysteine desulfhydrase activity. The transcript is spliced from 9 exons.